CGGAACCGUCGCCGCGACAGGGCGGGAGGCAGCGCCAUGGCACAGAAAUGCGACGUGGUCGUGGUCGGGGGCGGCAUAUCAGGUCUCUCAGCUGCCAAACUAUUGACUGAGUCAGGCUUGAAUGUUGUGUUGCUGGAAGCCAAUGACAGGGUUGGUGGAAGAACCUUCACUGUAAAGAAUAAACAAGUGAAAUAUGUGGACCUUGGAGGAGCCUAUGUGGGGCCAACGCAGAAUCGCCUUCUACGAUUAUCUAAAGAGUUAGGAAUAGAGACAUAUAAAGUGAAUGAAGUUGAGCAGCUGAUACAUCAUGUCAAGGGUAAAUCUUACCCCUUUAAAGGUGCAUUCCCUCCUCUGUGGAAUCCAUUGGCCUACCUGGACUACAACAAUCUGUGGAGGACCAUGGAUGAAAUGGGAAAGGAGAUUCCCAACGAAGCCCCGUGGAAGGCUCCACAUGCAGAAGAAUGGGACAGAAUGACUAUGCAAGAUUUCAUAGAUAAAAUUUGCUGGACAAAGGCUGCCAAAAGUUUUGCAACUCUGUUUGUAAAUGUGGAUGUCACUUCUGAACCCCAUGAGGUGUCUGCUCUCUGGUUUUUGUGGUACGUGAAGCAAUGUGGGGGGACAGCCAGGAUUUUCUCAACAACCAAUGGAGGACAGGAGAGGAAGUUUGUUGGAGGCUCUGGACAGAUCAGUGAGAAAAUAAUGGAACGCUUGGGAGGCCGAGUGAAGCUGAAGAAACCAGUAAUCCGCAUUGACCAGUCGGGUGAAAAUGUCGUAGUGGAAACCUUGGAUCAUGAAUUAUACGAGGGCAAAUAUGUGAUCAGUGCCAUUCCCCCAGUUCUUGGUUUGAAGAUUCAUUUCAACCCACCUUUGCCCCCAAUGAGAAACCAGCUCAUCAACCGAAUCCCGAUGGGCUCAGUCAUCAAGUGCAUUGUGUACUAUAAGGAAACCUUCUGGAGGAAGAAGGGGUAUUGUGGUACCAUGAUGAUUGAAGAUGAGGAUGCUGCAAUUGGUUUAACACUUGAUGAUACUAAACCUGAUGGCAGCUUUCCUGCUAUAAUAGGUUUCAUUCUUGCUCGAAAGUGUAGAAGACUGACCAAUCUCACCAAAGAAGAAAGGAAGACAAGGCUGUGUGAACUCUAUGCAAAAGUUUUGGGAUCAGAAGAAGCUUUACAUCCAGUGCAUUAUGAAGAGAAGAACUGGUGUGAAGAGCAGUAUUCUGGAGGCUGCUACACAGCCUACUUCCCACCAGGCGUAAUGACUCAGUAUGGAAGGAUUCUUCGACAGCCCAUUGGCAGGAUCUACUUUGCUGGCACUGAGACAGCCACAGAAUGGAGUGGAUACAUGGAGGGGGCCAUACAGGCUGGAGAAAGAGCAGCCAGAGAGGUACUGUUUGCUAUGAGGAAAAUCCCAGACACUGAAAUUUGGAAGCCAGAACCUGAAUCGAUUGAUGUUCCAGCUUUGCCCAUCACAACCACCUUUUGGGAGAGAAACUUGCCAUCUGUACCAGGACUGCUAAAGCUGAUUGGGUUUUCCACUUUCUUCACCUCUGUGGCUGCUGCAGGGUUAUUUGCCUACAGAAGGGGACUUCUGGUUCGAAAUUGAAAAAUGUGUCAGUGCAAAGCCUCACACUCACAAUUUUCUUUUUCUCUGAGGUUUUUUUGGCAUGUACUUCCCUGCCUUCAAAGACAGGCCAGGACUAGGGAAGAGGAGAAAACAGUAGAGAGAAGACUCUAGAGGGGAGGGUAAAUGAAGGGGAUUCAUAUUCAAAAAGAGCCCCUUGAAUCCAGGCCUCCUUCUAGCAGUAAUUUUUUGUUUUUGAAUUUCUAGGAAACCUUGCAAAGAAUUAUCACCUUGAGAUUUUCAUCCAGAUCUCAGAACACAGGUGACAAAAUGCCUUGAUAACACCUGUUUUGAUAAGAUUUCCAGUGAUUUUUACACAUAUAUCAUAACCAGGCCCCAAAUUAUGAGUCUUCUUAGCACUUCCAUCUUUAGUUGAAAAAAAAAACAACAAAAAAACACUUCUGCCCUCCUUUGUGGUAGACUGAGAAAAGAAAUCCAUAGCUUAAAGAAUAAUUGAUUAGUUAAUGUAAUUUUUUUGUGAGAAUCCUUUUAGUGAUUUUUUUUUCUCUCUCAAAUGUCCAGAGCCCAGGUAGUACUUAAACAAGAAGUCAGGCUACCUUUUCAAAUGGUGGUCUAAAUACAUUCAUCCCAGCUAUGCAAGCGUGGCCUCGGGUUGUUAGUAUUUCCAAUGGUGUCAUUGUCCUACAGUAAGUUGAAGGAGAAUGUUUCUACUGCCUCUUGCAAUGAAGAUGAAUUUCAGGCUUCCUAUCUGUGUCUGAGUUCCUCCCUGUCCAGGAUCAUACCUUCUUGGCCUGGAAAACCAACAGUCUCCAGACAACACCCGAUGUAGUGAGCAGCAUGGCUGGUCAGGCUGUUGGGCCUGAGUGUGAAUCAGGGGCCUUAGGUUAAAUGUGAUAAUACAGACAAAGCAUGUUGAACCUUUGUCACCAUCUGACCUCUUUCUGACUCCAAGCCUCCCCUACCUUUUCAGCUCCCUAAAGGGAACUGCAAGAUAGCAAGAGAACUACUUAACUUCUGCUUAUUCCUGAAAGCUGUACAGCUGUCCACACAAUACUUUUACCACUUUUUCUUAUCUCCUUCCUUUCUUUCAACUGCUUAAAUUUUUACUUUGAACACCUUAAGGGUAGCUCUUGCCUAGUAAGGCACAAUGGGUUCAGAAAUGUAGCUUUACCAUAACAAAUAAUACCCUUAUCUGUCCCUCAGCACUGCUUCAUGCUGAACACAGCUCAGCUGAUUCAGAGUUCCAGUAUCUCCUAACAACCAUGUUGACGUGAUUAGCACUUCCACUUCUGCCUGCUGUGCAGUGUUGUACUGACUGUGCGCUGCUGUUGACUAAUCAGGGAUCUAAAUGAUGAAAAGAUCAAAGGGAAUCACGGGUAAGACAGUCACAUACUAGUGCUUCUACUCUUCCUAGCUUGAUACCUUUCAAACAACGUGAAACAGAAGGAAAAGGGGGAAGAAGGGCAAGAAACAAGUGGAAAAAAAAGCCAGAAGAGAAACAAACCCAUCAACCCCAGCAGUACUUUAGAUGCCAACCUGCCAUCUCAGUAUUUCUACUGUUUAACAUCUGUGCAUGACAAAAGAGGAAGUCAGAAGUAUAAUUAAGAAAAGGAUUUGGCACGGUACAUGAGAAAAAUUGGAUGGAAUUCUUCCGAGUCCAUUUGCUGCACUUCUGCCUUCAAUCAGUGGUAAUUUAUUUGCCAAAAAAAAAAAAGUCCAAUUGCAUUUCAGUAAAAAGCUGUGAAGAGAAGUAUAAAGCAUAAUAAUAUAGUCAGCAAAGGGGGAUGAACAGACAGUAGAGGACAUUUACCAUCAGUCUCAUGCAGACUUUCUGGGCCAGCAUCUGAUGUCCUUGCUUGUGCUGAGUAGUACUUUGCUCUCCAAAUAGUCCCAUGGAAAUCCACCAAACUACCUAUAAAGCUGUAAUAUUUGUGAGCGGUGCAUCGGUUUCUGGCCCUUAGGUUUCAUUCUUUUUAUCUUGAUGUGCCAGUUAAAAAUCUUCUUGUAGCAGCAACUUGGAUUUUAUUACAAAUGAAUAUCCUCAUAACAGCCUUUUAAAAUACAUGGGGGAACUUUUCAGACAUAAAGAUCUUUAAGUCAGAAGAACAGUGCAGCACUGUACUUAUAGCCUUCCUCAUUGUAUUGCACCGAGCACUAAUUGGCGAGGACAUUUGCCUACCACAGAGUGUUUCUGCAUGGGCUUUCUUUCUUUGUGAAUUAUUUACGAAAUGAAUUAGAAACCCAGAGAAUGGGAGCUGUAUGAGUUCAGAGCUUUUGCAACUCAGAUGGUUAUUGGGCUGAAAAUAAGUGUGGGAACCUAAAUCUGGGAAGAGUACUUGAAGUCUUGGCCAAUAUUUCUAAGUAUUGUAUAGUGAACAAACACUUAACAUAUAAAGAACCACUACCUUUGCAGAUCAUUUCACUGCAGCGCUGGAGUUCAAGUUCUAUUUCUGCCCUAGAAAUAGUUUGCGUGUCUGGAAAGGGGAGCAAAUCUAUGAGAUUAAUGAGGGCAAAUUGCUUUUAUUUACGUGUAAAAUGUGUAUUUUUCUUUUUUUCUCCUGAAUCUGUCACUUUUUUUUUUUCUAGUCUAACAAGAAAUUGCUCUGUGCAAUAGGAGCAGAAAACUCAAGGAAAAAACAAUUUUUGGUGUAGUUUGAACUGAAUUAUACAGCAACAAAAGCUUUUCAUGAGAUUGAUCAUUAAAAAAAAAAGUAUGUAUUGAUAUAAAACUUUCUCAUUCUUAGUUUUAAAAUGAAACACAAAUGCAAAAAUCAAAACGCCAACAAAAGAAACCACAAAGCAUUUCAGAUGGAUUGACAUGAAAUUGAAAGUUUGGAUCCCCUGAGGUUUCUAGCCAAUACUUACAGAGCCAGCAGGUCUGUUUUGCUGCAUAUGUAUUAGCACAGCAAAGUCUUUGAUUUCUUCCUCCCAGACUACCAAAGUAUUAGGACUGGUCUCUCUUCUCCAUAGCCACGUCUUCCUAAUGUGCUGUGGAACUUGUUGCCACUGUGUGAUAAGAAGUGCGUGCUGUUGUUUCCUCAACAUCUUUCACGUAAAAUGAAUGUGGCACAUUGUGUAUGUCAGUGUGACAAGAAAACUCAUUGAUGACAAAUACGGGUAAAGAAUGAAGCUGCUUUCACAUGGCUAGAGGGAACUGUUAGCACUAACUUACCCUUGAAAGUUCUUUCGUGCCAACCCUCAAAGAGAGGGAUAGCAUCUGGUUUAAUAGGCAGCUGGUAGUGCUGUGCUAUAUUCUUAACUUGUUAACAUGUUUGAUGAGAAAUCUGUUAAUAAAGAAGGUUCCACAGUUUACCAGCUUAGUAAGAUGCACUAUAGGCACAACUGUGGAAAUAACUCUAUUUGUCUCUUAUAAACUAAGUUGUGUAAUUGUAUAUAUUUUAAGGAUCUUUAGAGUUUGCUACCAAAAAAAAAGAAAAAAAAUGGCUUACUUGCUUGUCGACUGUUGUAAUAGUAACUGCUUACUGCACAGGACAUCAAGAUGUGGCAUAAAAAUCUGUGUUAACCAAAGUACUGGGAAGUUAAUUGUACAGGCUGUUCAAUACUAACUAGGAAGUGAGCGGUUUGAGGUAGGCCCUUGUCUUUCCUUUAACUGGUACAUUUUUUUUCUCAACGCAAAUCUUGAUUGCAAUUAACAUAUCUGCUGUCAGUAAGGCAAAUACAUCAAUCACAUUUAAGUAUCUGUCUAAGCACUGUCCCAUGACUGGAUCCCAAGACCUGGUGGUGAAGCCAGGGGUUUCUAUUAAAAUCUCCUUCUUUCCUCAGUGGGACUGACUGUUUCUCCUUUAGGUAGAUUUUACAUAUGUCCAGAAUUUAUGAUUUUAUUUUAUUUUUUUGAGACAUGAAAGAAAAAUGUUUUUGCGGAAGAAGGAAUUGUGUGUGCUACAGAAGUAUUGGAUGCAAAAGGGACUAAGAAUUAAAUGACAACAAAACUGCCACUGCUCUCAGGCAAGAAGCAAACCCACUUAAAUUUCAGAUUAUAAAUGCUCAUGAAUAAACCUGACCUGUGUUUAAAUAGAUUCACAUUCUCUCUCACUUCUCCACCUUAAGAUCACCUUGAUCUAACCAUCCAUUCUUAAAUAGAGAUAAAAAUGAGAUGGCCAAAGCAGACUUGCUUUCAAAGCAUCUCUACAGUGAAAUUGUUUAGGCUCUGUCAUAGACUGCUGCUUCUAGUGUGUCUCUUGUGACCAUGUGCAGGUCGAUGUCAAGUGAUGCUUGCCUCUGCGUUUUGGAAAAAAAGGAAAAAAAGUGACUUUGCUUUGCAGGAAUAUGUAUGCUGUGUGCGUGAUGAGUCUGUGCCUUUUAUAACUGUAGCAUUUUCUCAAGUGCCUCUGUGGUGACUGUCUCCCUUGGUUUCCUUCUUAAGUUUCCUUUUCAGUAGGCUCUGCAGAUAUUUUUAUCUGACAGCUGUGAACCUUUUUUUUAACCUUAAUUAGAAUCAAUAAAUAUCGUCAUGUCA
This is a messenger RNA of Meleagris gallopavo (turkey), 6058 nucleotides long. Its product is annotated as amine oxidase [flavin-containing] B-like. NCBI's taxonomy places the organism in Eukaryota, Metazoa, Chordata, Aves, Galliformes, Phasianidae. The record is from RefSeq and is a predicted model, not a curated record. Gene Ontology annotation, cellular component: mitochondrion. Gene Ontology annotation, molecular function: primary methylamine oxidase activity; flavin adenine dinucleotide binding.